Molecule: messenger RNA, 483 nt
Organism: Megalops cyprinoides (Indo-Pacific tarpon)
Lineage: Eukaryota; Metazoa; Chordata; Actinopteri; Elopiformes; Megalopidae
Product: protein kish-B
Exons: 3
Coding region: 94-318 (74 amino acids)
Source: RefSeq, a predicted model, not a curated record
CAAGUGUUAUGUUGCAAGCAGAAAAUGUAGCAAGUCGCACAAGUAAAGGAGUAAGCCUUAUUGAACAGAUUGCAACGUAAACAAAUUGCGAACAUGACGAAUGUGUACUCAUUUGAUGGUAUCCUGGUGUUCGGCCUGCUGUUCAUCUGCACGUGCGCAUACCUCAAGAAAGUGCCACGUCUAAAUACCUGGCUGCUCUCAGAGAAGAGAGGCGUGUGGGGAGUCUUCUACAAAGCUGCUGUGAUUGGGACGCGGCUUCACAUUGCUGUGGCGCUGUGCUGCCUGUCCAUGGCCUUCUACGUGCUCUUCAUUAAGUGACAUGGAGUGGGCAGCACUUUUGGACACUACUGAGAUCCUGGCUGGAUAUGCACAGUUCCCCAGGACCUACACCUCAGUGACCAUUUUAUUAGGUACACCUGUACACAUGCUCAUUGAUGCAUACAUCUAAUCAGGCAAUCAUCUGGCAGCAACUCAAUGCAUAAA